GAGAGAGAAGAGUUGGGAGCUCUCAGCAUAGCUGCAAAGUCAGUCACGAGCGGCUCUCAAUCCCAGCAAACAAUUGAUACGCACGGAUAAACAAUGCCGCACUCCGCGGCAAAGGGUUGACCUGCGGGGAGUCAGUCAGAAGUGAGCGGCUGAGGACAUAAAAAGACGCUGGAAUGGCGUGAAAAGGCAGGGAAUUAAAUAGGAGUUCAGUAGUGGUGACGGAAGAAGGAGGAAAACUCCAGAUUCGAACCCCAGCGACAAUAUUUCACUUUCGGCGUCCUCGUUUGGAGUGGUAAUGACUUGAAGUCGGUGCCCCCUACCGCCCAGUGAAGGACGUGCCUGACAGCCACUAAUGGGAACUCCUCCUCCGCCAUGAGUGCUCGCGAUGGAGUUGGCGGCAUGGGCACUCUGGGACGGCGGCAGCGCUUGGAGAACUCUGAGUUCACCGUGCGCGUCUAUCCAGGCACGCUGGCCGAAGGCACCAUCUACUGCCCGAUCAGUGCUCGAAAGACAACCUCAGCUGCUGAGACGAUCGAACGUGUCAUUGACCGACUCCAGCUGGACCGUACCAAGUGUUACGUUCUGGCAGAGGUGAAAGAGUUCGGUGGAGAAGAAUGGAUUCUCAACCCCAGCGACUGCCCCGUGCAGAGAAUGAUGCUCUGGCCCCGUGUGGCACUCGAGCAUCGCUCUCUGUCCGGAGGCGAAGAUUACCGCUUUCUCCUACGGCUGAAGAACCUCGACGGUUCAAUUCACUAUGGCGGCAGCCUCCAGAUGUGGCUGCAGGUCACAGAGGAACGCAGGCGCAUGGUGGAACGUGGACUAUUGCCGCAGCCCGAAACCCAAGGUGACCAUGCCGAUUUAUGUUGUCUGCCGGAGCUCACUGAGCGCUCGCUGCUGGACAACCUGCGCUCACGUUUCCACCAGGAAAAGAUUUACACCUACGUUGGGAGUAUCCUCAUUGUCAUUAACCCCUUCAAGUUCCUGCCCAUCUACAAUCCCAAAUAUGUGAAGAUGUAUGAUAAUCACUCACUGGGAGAUUUAGAGCCUCACAUCUAUGCAGUGGCUGAUGUUGCUUACCAUGCGAUGCUGCAGAGACAGACGAAUCAGUGCAUUGUUAUAUCUGGAGAAAGUGGCUCUGGCAAGACACAAAGUACAAACUUUCUUAUUCAUCAUCUGACCGCUCUCAGCCAGAAAGGUUUUGCCAGUGGAGUGGAGCAGAUCAUCUUGGGGGCAGGUCCAGUAUUGGAGGCAUUUGGCAAUGCGAAGACAGCCCACAAUAACAACUCCAGCCGCUUCGGCAAAUUCAUCCAGGUUAACUACCAGGAGAGUGGAACUGUGAGAGGAGCCUAUGUGGAGAAGUACCUCUUGGAGAAGUCAAGGUUGGUCUAUCAGGAGCACAAUGAGCGAAACUACCAUGUGUUUUACUACCUGCUGGCAGGAGCGAGUGAAGAAGAAAGGGCUGCUUUUCACCUCAUGAAACCUGAAGAAUACCAUUACCUCAGUCAGAUGACAAAGAGAACCCACCGACUGCACUGGGACAGUUACUGUGAGAGCGAAGCGGACUGCUUCACAGUUGAAGGAGAGGAUUUGAAGCAUGACUUUGAGAGGCUUCAGCUGGGGAUGGAGAUGGUGGGCUUUCUUCCUUACACGCGAAAACAGAUCUUCUCUUUGCUAUCUGCCAUCCUCCACCUGGGCAACAUUCGCUACAAGAGAAAAACCUACCGAGAUGACUCUAUUGACAUCUGUAACCCAGAGGUGCUGCCUGUGGUUUCGGAACUCCUGCAGGUCAAAGAAGAAAUGCUGAUUGAAGCUCUGACAACACGGAAGACCAUUACUGUGGGCGAAAAGCUGAUUGUCCCCUACAAACUGGCAGAGGCUGGUACAGUGAGAGACUCCAUGGCAAAGUCGCUGUACAGUGCACUCUUUGACUGGAUUGUCUUCAGGAUCAACCAUGCCCUGCUCAACAUCAAGGACCUGGAUGAACCCGCCAAGAUUUUGUCCAUCGGAGUAUUGGACAUUUUUGGUUUUGAGGACUACGAGAACAACAGCUUUGAGCAGUUCUGCAUCAACUUUGCCAAUGAGCGGCUCCAGCACUACUUUAAUCAGCACACCUUCAAACUGGAACAGGAGGACUACAGGGCGGAGGGCAUCAGCUGGAGAACUAUAGACUACAUUGACAAUACGGACUGCAUCAAUCUCAUCAGCAAGAAGCCCACAGCUUUGUUCCACCUCUUGGAUGAAGAGUGCAACUUCCCACAAGCCACCAACCAGACGUUGUUGGAUAAGUUCAAGCGGCAGCAUGAGGGGAAUAGGUACAUCGAGUUCCCUGCUGUCAUGGAGCCCGCCUUCAUUAUACGACACUAUGCUGGCAAGGUCAAGUAUGGUGUCAAGGAUUUCAGAGAGAAGAACACAGACCAUAUGCGACCAGACAUUGUGGCGCUACUGAAGAGCAGCAAGAAUGCCUUCAUCUGCAGUCUGAUUGGCAUCGAUCCGUCAGCCACCUUCCGCUGGGCGGUACUCCGGUCUUACUUCAGGGCCGUGGUGGCUUUCAGAGAGGCUGGGAAGAGACACACCCCAAGGAGGGCUGGGCAUGAUGACGCUGCUCCCUGUGCAGUUUUGAACAGUGUGGAUAGCUUUAGCUUUCUGCAGCACCCUGUGCAUCAGAGAAGCUUAGAGAUCCUGCAGAGAUGCAAAGAGGAGAAGCACACUCCCGAUGAGAGUGAAAAUGUACAAAUUGAUGAGACUGAAAACGGUGUGAGCAGAAGGACUCCACGUCCACCGUUGUCAGACCAUCAGGGGAGCAACACCAUCUAUGAAAAAUAUCCACGAAAUUCGCCGGCCCUUAUGUGGAACGGGCGUGUGGGUCGACAGAGCCGCUUAUCAUCCAGCAGCUCCACCACAGACGAAGAUGGCAUCUUUGUCAAUUCUGCCAGCAGCAAGCUUCUGGAGCGAGCCCAUGACAUUCUCAUGAGGAACAAAAACUACAAAGCCAAGCCAGCUCUUCCAAAGCACUUAUUGAAUGUCAAGUCACUGAAGUACCUCAGCAACCUGACGCUUCAUGACCGCAUCACCAAGUCGCUCCUUCACCUUCACAAGAAGAAGAAACCACCCAGUAUCAGUGCACAAUUCCAGGCCUCUCUCAAUAAGCUAAUGGAGACCCUGGGUCAGUCUGAGCCUUAUUUUGUCAAGUGCAUCCGUUCCAAUGCUGAGAAGCUGCCCUUGCGGUUCAAUGACAACCUGGUGCUGAGGCAGCUGCGCUACACGGGUAUGCUGGAGACUGUGCGCAUCCGGCAAUCAGGCUACAACGUCAAGUACAGCUUCAAGGAUUUUGUCCAUCACUUCUAUGUGCUGCUCCCAGAGAGCAUCCGCACCACCAGAGAGGACAUCCAGCACUGGUUGGACCAGCUGGACCUGGAAACAGAUGGGUAUCAAGUCGGCAAGACAAUGGUGUUUCUGCGGGAGGCAGCGCGUCAGCAGCUGCAGGCCCAACUCCACAGUGAGGUUCUCAGGCUUAUCGUUGUGCUGCAACGACAGUUUAGAGCCCAACUGGAGAGGAAACACUUUCUUAGAAUGAGAGCGGCGGCAGUCUGCAUCCAGAAAUGGUGGCACUUGUACCGACUCAUGGAAGCCGAGGAAGUGCACAUUGACCAGAAUGCCCAUGGGAAGGCAGCGUUGUGCCUGCAGACACAUUGGCGGGGGUACAGGGAGCGUCACAGGUUCAGUUUGUGGAAAGAGGCUGCGCUGGUGCUUCAGAGGGCAUGGCGACUGUGGCUGUGCCAACGCUGUUCGGCAGCUCUGGUCAUUCAGACGGCCUGGCGCUGUCAUCGAGCAAGAGAGGCCUACUUGCGUCUCUAUGCUGCUGCGGUUCACCUCCAGGCUAUAAUCCGAGGCCACCUUGCUCGGCAACGGUUCAGAGAACUGACCGAACAGAAGCUCAGGGAGAGGAAGGAUCAACUACAGAAUGUACAGGUGAGCUUUUCACCAGAAGAGGAGACCCUUGAGGGAGUCAUGGGUUUGCACCUCAGCACUUGGGAGGACAACUCCUAUGAGUAUCAGGAAAGGACACUCAACAUCCUUGGCAGCACCGAUGGAGAGUUCAAAGAGGAAAGAAUGAGAGGAGAAGAUGCCAGCUCACCCACAUGGCACUCAGAGGCACGUCUUUCAGUCACUCCAGCCACAGUGCCGGUGCGAGACAAACUCAGAGCAACCGAAGAGCUCAGCCAGAAAGCCACCCGGGCCAAGCGAGAGAGCCGGCGGAUGCGAGAGUUGGAGCAAGCCAAAUUCAGCCUGGAGCUCCUCAAGGUCCGCGCGACCUGUGGUGAGAGCUCGCCCACCUCUGAGGAAAGGCGCUGGUCUGUUGAACUGGUGCCCUCCAUCACCCCCCCUCUGUGUUCACCACAAGGCACACCUGACAGUCAGAGCUCCAAAGGCAGCUUUGAACUCUUGAGUAUUGAGGAUGCUCCCAAAGCAACAGAGGAGGUGACUGACAGCGAGGACCUCUGCUCGCCAAUCGGCUCACUCGGAGCAUUGUCAGAACCAAGUUUGGAGGCUUUCUCCAUAAGCCCAAAGACAGAGCAACCCAACAGGGUGCCGGCUUCAGAUCCUGGCAGCCAUUUUCAGCAACAAACGGAACCUGCCGGCUACGCUACACAUCCGUCCAAACUCGAGAACUACCUCCCGACCUUUUUCGUCCCUGCUAAUGAAAGCAGCACUGUCACUCCUAGUCAUCCAAAUGUGCCACCUGAACAAAAUGCAAAGAUUGCUGUCUCGACAACUCCCACCAUUCAAACUUUAAAAGAAAGGCAAGAGUCAACACGUAGGCCGGUGGUGGUGGUCAUCAGUAUGCAGAAAGAAAGCCCACUCAGCGAAGAGUUGAGCGAGCUGGUCCGUCCCUGUGUUGAGGUCUCUGACACGGGGUCUCAGAGGAAGACGCGAGGGCAUGUUGCAGCUCUGGCGCCUCACGCACCCUGCCCUGCUUCCACUGGCCUCCUGCAGGUUGAUCCGGUUGUCUUGGAGAAGCUGGUGCAGCUGAACGAGGAGAAGGAGGAGAGGCAGCGUCAUCAGAAACAACAGAAUGAGAGGGAAAUGAUGGAGCAGAUAAGACAACAGAAAGAAGCAUUAGAGCGUCAGCGCCUUUUCUUUUUUCAGCACGAGAGAGACUUGUUUGAGAAACAGAGAGGGGAGGCUCUGCGGAAGAUACAACAGAGCCGGCAGCGUGAGCACGAUGUUGGUGGAACUGCCGCCUCUAGCAAGCCACCUAGACCCAGAUCUCUGCUCAUUGAGGGAACGUCAGGGAUAGUUCCUCACGGUAGAAGCCAGUCGGAAUCGUCUGACCCUUUGGUACACUCUCCACAAAGGGAGGGUGUCCCCUGUAGUGCUGCUAUUCCCCAGUUACGUCGUCCUCCACCUGCCUCUGCCCCCACGGAGAGGCAUAAGGAGGGCAAGUCUGCUGCGGAGGGCUGGGCACCCAAACUCACCUUGCAGUCCAAAGAUGGAACAACCAGAGUGACAGCAGCCACCAAGAAAGUGCAGCGUAGUCAGGGCUCCACAGUAAAUGUGACAGCCCAGCCGGGAAACAUCUUCUUCUCUCCCAAGGACAAAGUAACAUUUGCUAAAUUCGACAGCGUUAACGUCACCAAAGCUACAUCUCAAGCUGUACCCACAGAGGGGCCGACAUAUGUUUCAAGAUUGCCGAAAGGAGCAAAAACACGUGAUGUGGGAAAAGUCGGGCACAAAAAGAAAGCCCGAAUGUCACGGACUCGCUCCGACUUCCUCACCCGCGCCCCCAUCCUUUCUGUUGGGGGCGAUUCAGAUGAGGAUGACUAUGAUGCCACCAGCCCCCAACAUUCCCCUGUACCCCUCUCCAAGCAGAGCUCCACGGAGGAAGGCCUAGGAGGCUCCUGUUUUAGUGACUCCGACAUGCCUGCAGGCUCAGAGGAAAAAAAGGAUCUACACAAAGUUAUGUCAUCAGGAGAUCUGGGAAAAGGGGGAUCUUUGCGCAAGAACUCGCAGGACGGAAGAGUUCGUGGAAAGAUGCGUUUCUGGGGCAAGACCAAGCACAGCGAUAAGAAGAUCGCCAGAGAGAAGCUGAUUUGUGGGACUGAUUCCCUGGACGGAGACUCUGGAGACAUUGGGCCACUGCUAAGAGAAGGUGAAGAAAACCUAUCGCCGCGCUGCAGUCCUGACCUGACAUGGGAUCGUGGCUUCAGAGACUUGAAAGAGAACAAGGAACCUUCUCCCAAGGUGAAACGACGGCGCAGUGUAAAGAUCAGCAGCGUGGCUGCGGAACCUAUUCAGUGGCCCAGCGAUGGCCUGCAGAUCCUCACCUGCACCCAUGACUACAGAAGCAUGAAUGACUUUCUCAUGAAGAAGAUCAACGACUUGGACACAGAGGACAGCAAGAAGGACACCAUGGUGGACGUCGUAUUCAAAAAAGCAUUGAAGGAAUUCCGUUUGAAUAUCUUCAACUCCUAUUCCACAGCCCUGGCGAUGGACGAUGGUAAGAGCAUCCGCUACAAAGAUCUCUACGCUCUGUUUGAGCAAAUCCUGGAAAAGACCAUGCGGCAGGAGCAGAGGGACUGGAGAGAGUCCCCUGUCAAAGUUUGGGUUAACACCUUUAAAGUCUUCCUGGAUGAGUUCAUGACUGAGUAUAAACCUCUGGACAGCACACAACCUAAGCAACCUAAACCUGAACGCAAAAAGCGAAGGAAGAAAGAUGCAGACAUUGUGGAGGAGCAUCAUGGCCAUAUCUUCAAGUCCACCCAAUACAGCAUCCCCACAUACUGUGAAUACUGCUCAUCGCUCAUCUGGAUGAUGGAUCGUGCCUGUGUUUGCAAACUGUGCCGUUAUGCCUGCCACAGAAAGUGCUGCCAAAAGACGACCACCAAAUGCAGUAAGAAGUUCGACCCCGAGCUUUCCCCGAGACAAUUUGGUGUUGAGGUGUUACGCCUGACAAAUGAUGAGCGAACGGUGCCCCUUGUGGUGGAGAAGCUUAUCAACUACAUCGAGAUGCACGGCCUCUACACUGAGGGAAUCUAUCGAAAAUCGGGCUCCACCAAUAAAAUUAGAGAACUGAAACAGGGACUUGACACAGAUGUGGAGAGCAUGAAUCUGGAUGACUACAACAUCCACGUCAUUGCUAGUGUCUUCAAGCAGUGGCUGCGAGACCUGCCGAGUCCUCUGAUGACAUUUGAGCUAUAUGAGGCGUUUAUACGUGCUAUGGGUUUGCAGGAUAGAAAAGAAAUGAUAAGAGGGGUGUAUUCAGUUGUUGACCAGCUAAGCAGGACCCACCUGAACACACUGGAACGGCUCAUAUUUCAUCUUGUCAGGAUUGCGUUACAAGAGGAGACAAACCGUAUGUCAGCUAAUGCCUUGGCUAUAGUUUUUGCUCCCUGUAUCCUGCGCUGUCCAGACACGAUUGAUCCACUUCAGAGUGUCCAGGACAUUAGUAAGACCACAGCGUGUGUCGAACUUGUCAUUUGUGAACAGAUGACAAAGUACAAAGUGCGACUGAAGGACAUCAACACCCUGGAGUUUGCUGAAAAUAAGGCCAAAUGCAGACUGACUUUCAUCCGAAGAUCAAUGUCAAAUGCACCUAAAAAGGGAAAAGGUCACUUUCGGCGUCUAAGCUUGCACUCGCCUACACCUCCUGUGAGCCCGCGACUUCAGUCUUUGACAAAUACCGUAAAAGAGGAGAGCGAGGGCAACGAGUCUUUGGUUGAAAUCUCUGAGCAUCAGCAAGCAGCAAUGGAGCAGGAGGAGAAAGUGCUGACGGAGCAAAUUGAGAAUCUGCAAAAAGAGAAGGAGGAGCUGACUUUCGAGAUGCUGACUCUGGAGCCACGAGCAUCAGACGAUGAGACCCUUGAGUCGGAGGCCUCUAUCGGUACAGCUGACAGCUCUGAAAACCUGAAUGUGGACUCUGAAGUCAUUUCCGUUCUUUCCGAGAGAGGUCUCGUUUUUACUUCCCCUUGGUCCCUGAGGUCUGAUGGAAAGAGCCCACGGCAUCGCACUCUGAGACGGCAACCCGACUCUCUGGAUUCAGUGGAUUCUUCCUCUAGUGUUUCUCCCUACUCCUCAUCAUCACAUUUCCAGCCGUCGAAUUCCCCCAUCUCUAAUACCAGCCGUGGCUCUUGGUUUCACUCCACUUCAAAGUCUCCCCCUCCAAGCUCAGGUGCAACGCAGGCUCAGAAUGCACCUCAAGCUUCCAGCUUUGACAGUUUCAACUGCAGUCCUACAGCAGAGUUGGAGAGCGUGUUUGAUGAAAGACCACAGUUUACCAGCCGUGGCACUUUUAAUCCAGAAAAAGGCAAACAGAAACUGAGGGGGGGCAAACAUGUAUCCCAGAGGCAUACCAGAGAAAGCGGUGGUCAUAGCAGGGAGCCACCCGACAUACAGCAGCAGCUGGUGUUGUACGGCAGUAAUGAAUUCAUGGUGUGAAGGACCCAAUGAGGACACGCCCUGAAAGCACGCUUACUUAGCCUUUAAAACCUGUCAAAGAAUUGUACCCAAGUGCCGUGUUAAGUGUGUCCCCCACCAUUUGGAGCCAAUGUAGAGGCACAAGAUGGUUAGUGGAAGGAGCUUCACUUCUGUGGCCAAAGCAGCCACUCAAGAUCUCACAAAGGUGCCUUGGCAGCUCCACACUCGGCACCAAGAGGAGAACACACUGGUCUGGAGAACAGAGCAAAGGGAAUGUUUGAAAAUGUCACAGACUGCAGCGUCAGUGAAUAAUUCCAAGGCUGGGAAGCUGUUGUAUUGUCCUACAAGAAGAAAACAUGACAUCAGGGAUAGCUGAUGUUGCAUUGAACCUGAAUCUCACAAUUAGCUACUCUGUGAGUUUACAGUUCCUAACAAUCAAUGUAUACAGUGGUUGCUUGAUUACAAAAUGUAUUUUCCGCAUUUAUUUAAUGAAUUUUAAUGUCACACAAAUUCUUAUUAGUCUAUACAGAUAUAAAUACUGUACAAAGCCCGGAACACCAGCUCAUGCUGGGUAGUUGAAGUCAAAUAUUUAUCUUUUUUGUUUUUUUCGGGGGGAGGGGGGCUAUGUUGCUCGGACUUGGGCAAAAUUGGGCAAUGGGAGCUAUAAGUUUGUGUUCAUGUGCCAAGAGCUCAUGAGAGACUAUACUUACUUGUUUUACAUGCUACGUUUCCAUACUACAAGGGAGAUAUCACCA
Messenger RNA from Hippocampus comes (tiger tail seahorse), 9170 nucleotides. RefSeq names its product myosin IXAa (gene myo9aa). Gene Ontology annotation, molecular function: ATP binding; actin filament binding; GTPase activator activity. Gene Ontology annotation, biological process: intracellular signal transduction; establishment of epithelial cell apical/basal polarity. Lineage: Eukaryota; Metazoa; Chordata; Actinopteri; Syngnathiformes; Syngnathidae. Gene Ontology annotation, cellular component: myosin complex; actin filament; axonal growth cone. The transcript is spliced from 45 exons. Bases 373 to 8436 code for a protein of 2687 amino acids. The record is from RefSeq and is a predicted model, not a curated record.